This is a messenger RNA of Schistosoma margrebowiei, 6036 nucleotides long. NCBI's taxonomy places the organism in Eukaryota, Metazoa, Platyhelminthes, Trematoda, Strigeidida, Schistosomatidae. The record is from the annotation of a GenBank genome assembly.
AGGCGUAACUUGAAAGCUUUCGUAACAGUUAAUUGCAUGAAUAUCUUCUAGGUAGCGCAUGACUUUUAAUUGUGCUUUAAUGAAAGAUGAAAUUAUAUACCGUCAUUCUCUAUACGUCGGAUCGUUCCCUGUUGACGAGCAGGACAAUGAAUGCAGAGCUCAAAAAGUCCAAAAGGAACUUGAAUCAUUAAGAUGUUUUACACGUAGCAAGUCUGUGAUCGUGUGUGUUUCCAUUAGUGGCAUAAAAAUAUGUUCAGAUGAUCUGAAGAUUGUUUAUAUGGCCCAUGCUCUUCGCAGAAUAUCGUACGCUACUUGUGAUGCCGUCCACAAACAAGUCGCAUUUUUGGCUAGGGAACCAUCAGGGUUUGGUAAUCUACAGUAUUGUCAUGUGUUUGUGACGGAAUCGCCGUGUGAUGCGGAAGAAUUAAAUCGGCUGAUUGGAAACGCCUUCAAAUUUGCCUAUGUUCGACAGCGCCUUAUUAAGCUUCAUCAAGCUGGAAAACAUGAUUUUUCCACUCCAGUAAAUAUACCUCAACUUAGCGAUUGUCAUCCUGUUUGGCUUCCUCAAACUGAACGAAAUCCCAACAGUCUUUCUUUGUUAAGCACUCUUAAACUCCCUCCACCUCCAGAGUUCCCUCCCCCAGUUUCAAUCGAAAAUGGAACUACAGCCGAACGGCAAACUAAUCUGUCGUCUCCUGGCAUCCAUUACACCAAUACAGAUGUUAUUUCAACAUGUGAUGAUCCUGUCGCUAGUACUAGCACUAUUAUGUCUACUUUCUGCCAUGAUUCACUCGAAUCAUCUACUGUAAAUAUGUACAAAAAAGACAUUAUUAAGCAUGAAUCUUUACCUGUGACAGUAGAAAAUCCAACAACUUCAUCCUCUUCGUCAGAUAACGAUCCUAACCAACUUUCUGUUCAUUCAGAUUCUGUACUAGUCAGAGAUAAUGGACUAAACAAUAACAGUCAGUCUAAUAAAGAUGCUAGUGAACUGGAGAAAAAACUUCACCGCAUUUCGACUCCACAAGCCAUAGAUUUGGCGUUCUUACGUCGUCAUUUUCUUCGACGAAGCGAGGGCAAAGGAUCUGAAAACCCCAAAAAUGUCUGUGGUGGUAGUGCCAGGCAACCCCGCUUACGCCAAGGUUCAACUCUCUCAAAUCUCCUGUCGUCUGCACGGCAUAGCUCAUUUUUCCCAAGCUCUUCUAGUUGUGUUAGUGACAGUACAAAUAUCCUCCCUAAAACUUCACAGUCACAAGAAACUCCGGAUGUGUCUGAUAUAUUGAACACUCCUAACCCCACUCGCAGACCACCUAUAUUUGUGGAUCUCCGUACUUUUGCUGGAGGAAGUCCAGUUGUUGCACUAAAAGAACGUUUGGAUGCUCAAGCUAUUGCAGAUGCUAAGGCAUCUGCUUUUGCCGAGGCUGCAGCUGUCCUUGCAGCUGCAAAACAGGUAUCAUCCAGGUCCUUAGCUCCUUUGCAGCCAGCCACGAACAAUGCCUCAAAAAAUGUAGAACAGCUGACUAAACCAACGAUGUGUCCUAUUACCAGUCGUACUCCGAACUCGCCAUCCAGUGGAAAUUCAUCAUCGGUAGAAACUUCCGAUUUAUCUCCACCUAUACCACCAGUCAGAAUGCAUUCACUUAGAAGAAGUCAUGAACAAUAUAACUCAAAGAAUUUUUCACCUCAUUUAUCAACUUCCAGUCCUGUACCUGAAGAUUUAUUUAAUGAAUUAGAUAAAGACGAAGAUCGUGAAAUUGUUGAGUCAAUCGAAGCUGUUAUGAAAGCAGCAUCAUAUGAUUCAAAUAGUCCAAAGGAAAGAAAACCAAAGCAUCAAAAUACAGAAUGCAAUCCUUCCAACAUUACUUCAUAUCGUAACACUACUUUAUUGGUUGAUGUACCUGAUGUGCCUUGUCAUUCAAAGGAUUUCAAGCAGCAAUAUAUAGAUGGUUCAAGGAUUUCCCAACCUAGUGUUUACAAGCAAACUCAAAAUAGUACUAGAUCAUCAGAAUUUCAUGGAAAUAUACACGUCUCUUCUGGAAACUCUUAUCUUCUUGGUAAUAUGGGCUCUCAACCUCAACCACAGUAUCCUUUUGAACAGCUUAUUGAACUCAAUCGAAAUGAUACCCAACAAGAAAAACCUCAUUCAUAUACACCUGAUAUGAAUUUUGUCAGUUCUUCUUUACAUGAUCCACUCCAAAUUUUGGCCGAUACAACAUUUCAAGAUACACAUAGAAAACAAAUAUUUCCUUCAACCGUAUCUAGCAAUGUUCGUGUUAUGCCUACACCAGGAUCGAUAAUGUCAACGUCAUCACUUUCAACAGAGACUCCAACACCAACUGCUACUCCUACACCAACUCCUGAACAAACCUCUCAGUUUCAGGGAUGUAAUAAAAAUUCUGGUGAUAGUGAUAAUUCUUUAAAUCAAGCGCCUUGGUUUCAAGCUAUGCUACCCAGAGAAAUAGCAUUUGAAUUGCUCGCUAAAGAAGAGGUUGGCAGCUUUUUAGUUCGCAACAGCGCUACUCAUCCUGGUUGUUGUGCUUUAUCUGUUCGAGUACCAAAUAAGGAUAAUCCGAUAGGAAUAACCCAUUACUUGAUACAAAAAACGAAUCGAGGCGUUCGGUUAAAGGUCAGAUAUUUUUUUCCCAGUGUAUAUCUUAAUUGUUCAUAUUUUUCAGUAGCAUUGAUACUUUUUAAAACAUUGUUUUGCUAUGAUAUCCGAAUUUAUUAGCUGUUAGUCAAUUCAUAUUUGCGUUUCAUCCGGCAAUAAAACCUACUUCUAUUACAAGUAAUGAAUUAUUAAUAGUCGGUUUUCUUAUUAAUGUGAUUCAAUGGACAUACAUGAUAAUAAGUAUUGGUUGAGUUUAUUUGGAAGAUUCAUUGUCUUUCAAAUGUUUUUCGCACUUUCAGGUAGCAAUACAAUGUUCCAUAUUUUGUCAGUGAUCCUUUCAACUGUUAUUACAAGAGUGGUUACAUUUUGAAAUAAUAGAUGAAAAACCGUGUAACAUUUAUUCAGUCUAAUUAUUUAGGGAAAUCUUGAAAUGGUAUCCAUAUUGUACAUACUUUCUGGGUCUACUUCUUUAAGAUUUACAGAUCAAUAGCAUCUCUUAAUGUAUAUAUUAAUGAGUUAAGAUUGUUUGAAAUUAGAAAUCAGUGUUAACCUGAGAAAAUAUAGUCAUUUAACCAAAGGGCUAAUUAAAGAUUAAUAUGUGCACAGAAGCAUGCAUUUGUGGUGAACUUUGAACUAUUUUCAAGUAUUUAAUUAGCCUCUUUCAUAUUUGAGUCUGUCUUAUCGAAAUAGUUUACACUCAAGUAGUGUGACAAACUUUUAACCUCAUUGCAAUUUAUACAUGUGAGUCUAAUCAGUAAUGUUUGAGUUUCUUGUAUUGUAUAUAGUUAUCAUACACUCUUUGUGUUCUCCUAAAUUUUGAUCUCCUCCUUGUCUCUUUUUUUUUCUCUUCCUAAAUUUAUUUUACUGUAUUAUACUCUUAUUACCUCUACCACUACGGGAUUUGAAUUGACCACUGCAUCUCUGUGCUAAUGUGGUGUGGGAACUCGAACUGAUGUACGUACGUACGAAGUUCUACGUUGUUACUGACUGACUGACUGACUAUCAAGUUUUACAUCUUUGACAUCAAAUAUUAUUUACACUAAUCAAUUUAAUUUAAAUGCGAUUCCGUAUAAUUAAUGAAGCAUAGAAUGAUCAAAAUAAACAAGAUGGGUUGUUUCAGUGAAAAUAUCUGUUUUCAGUAAAUUCGCUCAGUGAAUUCCUUCUGUUUAUUUAGGAAAAAAAUAUACUAUAACGUAAUAGUUACUUGUUAGUAAUAUAGUUAGAUAACAUUACAUAAAUAUCGUACAGGGUUUCGCCUUAUGUUUGAUAGUCUAACUGUUCCUUAGAGUAACGUCUGGAUUAUAUUUAAUUAUUUUCGUUCAUUUAAUUUUGAAAUUACUCUUUAAAUUAUAUUUACAUUAAUAACUGAAUGGUGUAACUAAUUUUGCCCGGGGGAAGUUUUAUUAAUAUAUUGCUUAGAUUUAUUUUAAUCACUUUUCUCAGAACUGAAAUAUCAGUGAUAGUAUUAUAUAUGCCAUAUAUGUGUCAGGUUCUACGUUGCAUAUGACUGACUAACUAAGAAUUUCUUCAUGAAUUCAAGAAUCCCUGAUAGCUGAAAAGUUUUAUGUUGCUGAUUUACACAAUGAAUUUAUUAUAUCCAUUUGUUAUACAUAUAUUUUUCACUUUAUAACUCAAUUACAUAAAGAAAUCAAAUUUUCAAUACUUAAAUUCAUUCAUGAUAAUAAACGUUUUAUCCAUGUACCUGUAACUUGAUAAAAGUUUUUUUUAUUGAGACAAUGCUAAUCUGAUCAUUUUGUAUGGUGUUUUCUUACAUUGAUAUCUAGUUUAAGCAUUUAGUUUAAAAUAUGCUUGUCUCUAUUUUGUAGCAUUAGAUUUGUUCGUAUAUUGAUAAGCUUACAUUAAUAAAUGUAUAGAGCUUACUUUUAUAUAAAAUUUAUCUUUCAAAGGGUUUGGACAAGGAGUGGCCAUCCCUACAAGCUCUUGUUACUCAUUUGACUGUCAUUCCAGAGAUGCUUCCAUGUCCUCUCAAGCUUCCACAAUAUACUGCUAAUCCCAUCUUUACACAGUUCGAUCCGCAAUUGACAAAUGGCCCAUCAAACGAAAUUCCCAAGCAACAUCGUAACUAUAACAUCAAAUCAUCACAAACAGAAGUGGGUGAAAAUAAUCGUGUCACCAACUCAGAUUUAUCUAGUCACCAUCCCCAGCGUACACUUCAUUCAGUCGCAGAUCUUCCUUGUAGACCAGUCCUACCAUCAUGUGCUACUAUUUCUCAUUUCAGCCCUGCUAAUCCCUUUGACCAAAACUUAUCAUCCCACAACAUGAUAGCAAAGGAUCCACCUGUACUUGGCAGUUAUCAAGUAUCAAAUUUAUCACAAUGCAAAUCACAAAUGCCUAAUUGGUUAAUGAAUCAAUUAAAUAAUGAUAAUAAUCAUUCGUCAACUAAAAAUUCAGCAGACAGUUCAAAUCAAAUAUCACUGAAAACAGAUUGUAUUCAUUGGAAGCAAAACUCCGUAGAUUUAGCAUGUAUUUCUCAGUCUGAGUACAUAGAUGAACAACGGUUUAUGAAUGAAACUAAUAACAGAAAUAAUCGAAAACUAAGUUAUACAACAAAUGAUUUAUCAAAAAAUAAUGCUUGUUUAUUGCUAGAUUACGCAGAAGAAGAUGAAGAUUAUCAACGUUUGUCCGAUUUUUCUUCCAUAUUGGCUGAUUUAAAUCUUGUGCAUGAAAGACCUUUGACUAGUUGUUAGUGGGACUUUUCUAAUCAUACUACUUACAUUAUACUAUUUGUUAAUAUUUAUUCUUUAUUAAAUUCAUUUCAGCCACAUCAUCCAUAUUCUAUCAUAGCUACUUUCAUAGUUCAUAAUUUGUAUAUUGAAGAAGUAAAAUGGUCUACUUACGAUAUAACUUUAUUUAUUUAUUUCUCUUUGAAUCACUGAAUUAAAAUGUUUGGUAGUAGUUUUUUAUUAUGUACAAUGGUUCAAACUACCAUCACCAUAAUUCUCAAUAAGCUCACAUGAAAUUGUAUCUGUUUUUACAUGAAUACAAAUAUUAAUUUGUUUAUCUCAUAUCUUUCAUUUGUCUUAUUUGCCAUUCCUAAUGGUUGUUAUUACAUGAAUGUCAGGUUAGGUUACUUAAAUUAUUUUGCUACCUCUGUUGGAUAAUAUUCUGUAAUUGGUUUCUUAUUGUUGUUUUCGCUGUGUAAUAUAUAAACUGGGAGACUUAUUUGCCAUUCGUCUUAGUUAGAUCUUUGCCUACAUAUAAUAUAUACAACCACGAGCAUAAACUUUUAUAAAUAUAUCGUGUUCUAGUUCUUAUCAUUAUUACAAUGCAUAAAAGAGAUUUUCUAAUUUGGCCUUCUUUAUUUGUAUGCAAGUCUAUUGUUUUCGUUUCGUUUUUUUGCUUACUUCUCUGUUGUCACUUCAGAUCAUACAAAAAACUCAUUAUGAGACAAUGACAGAAUGAGAUUCCUC